Molecule: messenger RNA, 1590 nt
Organism: Nematolebias whitei (Rio pearlfish)
Lineage: Eukaryota; Metazoa; Chordata; Actinopteri; Cyprinodontiformes; Rivulidae
Product: arf-GAP with GTPase, ANK repeat and PH domain-containing protein 1
Exons: 10
Coding region: 1-1590 (529 amino acids)
Cellular component (GO): nucleus
Molecular function (GO): GTPase activator activity
Source: RefSeq, a predicted model, not a curated record
AUGGACAGGAGCCUGCUCUUCACCGCCCCAAACGCUCAGCUUUCAUUAAGGCGGUGGGUGGUGUUGGGACAGAGCGGCAGGCCCGGGGUGACCCCCGCCGCUGCUGACGGCACCGACUACAUGCAGAACGUGCACGGGAAGGAGAUCGACCUGCUCAGGACCACCGUGAAGGUGCCGGGGAAAAGGCCGCCCCGCGCCGUGUCCUCCGGCGCCGCCGUGCCAAGUCCCAGCACCAACGGGCUGACGAAGGACUUGAGCAGCCUGCAGCUGGGUCAGACCUCAGGUUCAGUGUCCAGCAGCUCCUCCGUGUCCCAGAUGGUCAGCGGCGUGGGCCUGGUGUCCUUCAACAGCCGCAGCCUGGAGGGGAUGCACCAGCGCUCCUACUCCGUGUCCAGCGCCGACCAGUGGACCGAUGCCACCGUCAUCGCCAACUCCGGAGUCGGCACAGACACAGGCCUGGUCGACCCAGUCUGCUCCAGUCCCAGUAUCUCCAGUACCACCAGUCCCAAGAUGGAGCCGCCUCCAUCUCCUCACGCCAACCGAAAGAAGCACCGGAGGAAGAAGAGCACCAGUAACUUCAAAGUCGACGGCCUCUCUGGUGCUUCUGAAGAACCAGAGGAGAACUUUGAGUUCAUCAUCGUGUCUCUGACGGGUCAGACCUGGAACUUCGAGGCCACUUCGUACGAGGAGCGGGACGCCUGGGUCCAGGUCAUCGAGAGCCAGAUCCUGGCCAGCCUGCAGUCCUGCGAGAUCAGCAAGAACAAGUCUCGGUUGACGAGUCAGUCGGAGGCGUUGGCGCUGCAGUCCAUCCGAAGUCUUCGAGGAAACGGCCGCUGCGCCGACUGUGACGCACAGAACCCGGACUGGGCCAGUCUCAACUUGGGGGCGCUGAUCUGCAUCGAGUGCUCGGGUAUCCACCGGAACCUGGGCACACAUCUGUCCAGGGUCCGCUCUCUGGACCUGGACGAGUGGCCGCUGGAGCUCAUCAAGGUGAUGUCCACCAUCGGCAACGAGCUCGCCAACAGCGUGUGGGAGGCCAACACCCAGGGCCGGCCCAAACCUGGACCGGACGCCAGCAGGGAAGAGCGGGAGCGCUGGAUCCGGGCCAAGUAUGAGCAGCGCCUGUUCCUGGCCUCGCUGCCGGCCUCCGACCUGUCUCUGGGCCAGCGGCUGGUGAGGGCGACGGCUGAGGAAGACCUGCGCUCCAUCGUCCUGCUGCUGGCCCACGGCUCCCGGCAUCAGGUCAACGAGACGUACGGGGACGGCUGCAAUGCCCUGCACCUGGCCGGCCACAAGGGACACGUGGUGAUCGCUCAGCUCCUCGUCUGGGAGUCUGUCAGUCUGGGUAAGGUGUCCUCCUGUAGGAGUCUGUCAAUCUGGUACGGCGUGGACGUGACAGCGAGGGACGCUCGUGGGAACAGCGCCGUGGCGUACGCUCGUCAGGCCAGUAGUCAGGAGUGUGUGGACGUCCUGUCUCAGUAUGGCUGCCCCGACGACCGCUACCCUCUCGUGGCCACGCCCAACCUGUCGCGCCGCAACACCAACCGCAACAACAGCUGCAGCAGCAUCGGGAGCGCCGCGCUCAUAUGA